AAUUUUGUUUGAUUCGAUCAGAUAAAUAUUUUUUUUCUCUCCAAAAAUGGAAUUUUUCGAUUUGAUAAAAACGCCCAAAUUGGAUGGAGUUGUUAUGUAUGAUACGUUUCAGAAUAAAAUCGAAGGAACUUUGUGUAUCACUAGUCAUCAUUUAAUCAUUUCAUCUCGAAAAAAUGAUUUAAACGAAUUGUUUCUACUACAUUCGAUGAUUGAUGUGGUCGAACGAAGACCAAAUUCCAUUGCAACCGGUGGUGUUCUCGUGCUUAAAUGUAAAAAUUUUCGCAUUCUAACAAUCGAAAUUGUUGGCUGGACAGAAUUCAUAAAUAUCGCCACAUCAAUUGAAUUAUUGUCGAAUCUAAAUGAACCACGAUUAUUGUAUCCAUAUUUUUAUAACCCUGAAUUUACAUUCGUUGAAAAUGGAUGGUAUCAAUUCAAUAUUGAACAGGAAUUUACCAAUCUGACACAUUCCAGUGAUGAGUGGCGUUUGUCGACGGUGAAUAAAAAUUUUGAAGUUUGUCGUACCUAUCCAGAAACGGUUAUUGUGCCCAAAUCAAUAACCGAUGAUUGUAUCCGAUCGAUUGCACAGUUUCGUUGUUUGGGUCGAUUUCCUGUGCUGAGCUAUUAUCAUAAACCGACUAAAAAAGUAUUACUUCGUAGUGGACAGCCGAUGGUUGGUACGAAUUCAAAACGAUGUAAAGAUGAUGAAAAACUUAUCAAUACUGUACUGGGUGCUGGAAAACGUGGAUUCAUCAUUGAAACACGGACACAAAACCUAGCACAAUUAGCUCGUAAUAAAGGUGGUGGUUUUGAACUGGAAAUGCAUUAUCCACUAUGGAAACGUGUACAUCGUCCUAUUGAUCGUCAUUCAACGUUGUUGGAUUCUCUUAGCAAGCUGAUUGAAGCUUGUAAUGAUACAACAUUAUCGAUGGAUAAAUGGCUAUCAAAACUGGAAACAUCCGGUUGGUUAUCACAUGUAAAAGAUGUUCUAAGCAGUGCCUGUCUGGUUGCACAAUGUUUAGACCAGGAUAAUGUGUCCGUAUUGGUACAUGGAUCCGAAGGAAUGGACUCGACACUUCAAGUUUGUUCAUUAACCCAGAUCAUAUUGAAUCCUGAUUGUCGUAAUGUUCAUGGAUUUGAAGCGCUAAUUGAACGUGAAUGGUUACAGGCUGGUCAUCCAUUUGCAACACGUUGUAAACAUAGUGCAUAUACGAUGCCAAGUGCACGUACACGUGAACAAUCGCCAAUAUUUCUCGUGUUUUUGGACUGUGUCUAUCAAAUCUAUCAACAAUUUCCAUGUUCAUUUGAAUUUAAUGAAAAAUUUCUAAUAUUUUUGUUCGAAAAUGCCUAUUCAUCGCAAUUCGGCACAUUUCUGGGCGAUUGUAUUCGUGAACGUAAUGAAAUGAAUUUUGCCAAAAAAACCGUUUCACUGUGGUCAUAUGUGAAUCGUCCAGCGAUACUUGCAGAUUUUCUAAAUCCUCUAUAUGAACCAAAUAGCGCAGUAUUAUGGCCAUCGGUUGCACCACAAUCGUUGGAAUUAUGGAAAGGAAUGUAUCUACGUUGGGUGAUGGAACCAACCAUCACCGAAGAAUAUCUCGAUCGUAUUGCAACAUUGAUUCAAGAAGAAUCUACAUUGAAACAUCGUGCAACAAAACUUCGUCGUAUGUUGGAGAAUUUAAAGCAAUCUCAACAACAGAAUUGAUUGAUGAUCUACUAGUCUACUAGUAUUUAAUAAUUUUAUAAAUAAAUUUUACAUGAAUCAUU
Molecule: messenger RNA, 1761 nt
Organism: Dermatophagoides farinae (American house dust mite)
Lineage: Eukaryota; Metazoa; Arthropoda; Arachnida; Sarcoptiformes; Pyroglyphidae
Source: RefSeq, a predicted model, not a curated record